Molecule: messenger RNA, 558 nt
Organism: Trypanosoma cruzi
Lineage: Eukaryota; Euglenozoa; Kinetoplastea; Trypanosomatida; Trypanosomatidae
Product: serine/threonine protein kinase, putative
Exons: 1
Biological process (GO): peptidyl-threonine phosphorylation; peptidyl-serine phosphorylation; positive regulation of DNA-templated transcription
Cellular component (GO): nucleus
Molecular function (GO): protein serine/threonine kinase activity; transcription coactivator activity; ATP binding
Source: RefSeq, a predicted model, not a curated record
AUGCCGAGCAGUCAGAGCGGCGGCCCGCAGCCGUUGGCCUCUUUGACGGCCGUCGCGGCGAGUGAUGUCGUGGCACCGCAACAGUUAGCUCAAUCGAUCGCAACAACCAACACCACAACCACCACCGCAGCAGCAGCAGCAGCAGUAGUAGUAGCGGCGGCGGCGGCGAAUAAUGCCAACAUCAACAUUAAUAAUGCUGAUAAGAAUAAUAAUAAUAAUAAUAAUAAUAAUAAUACAAAUUCUAAGACCACAGUGGCCUUGGAAAAUGCUCGACUGCAUCCGCGUUGUGCACUCUUUCGUCCAUCCGUCGCGCUAUCGCAGGAAAUUAUGCCACUGUACAGACUUAUUAACAGCAAAUAUAGUGAGGAACGUCGGUGUCGGCAGCCCGGUCCAAAGUAUAAUGACGGCUAUGAUGAUCGACAUGGGCAUUAUCUUGUCUUUACAGGUGAGGUCAUAUGGGGACGGUACACAGUACAAGGGAUACUUGGUCGUGGUAGCUUUGGUACUGUGUUGAAGUGCUUUGAUGAGAAGCAUCAAGAGCAGGUUGCGGCAAAGGUG